This is a messenger RNA of Cynara cardunculus var. scolymus (artichoke), 1527 nucleotides long. RefSeq lists its product as uncharacterized. Gene Ontology annotation, molecular function: nucleic acid binding; zinc ion binding. The coding region runs from base 1 to 1527 and encodes 508 amino acids. The transcript is spliced from 3 exons. The record is from RefSeq and is a predicted model, not a curated record. Lineage: Eukaryota; Viridiplantae; Streptophyta; Magnoliopsida; Asterales; Asteraceae.
AUGGCGACUGUUGCGGAGGAAAAUAACAUCAAGGCAACUAGGGAGAGAAGGGAGGUCAAAAGGAAAUGGGAAGCAUCAAGUAAAUUGACAAAGAAAUCCAAGGGGGAGAUGACAGAUACGAAGGCACRAAAUGGAGAGUUCACAAUUCCUCAGUGCACYAAAUGCAAUCGAAGACAUAGGGGUGAAUGUUGGGCAGCAAAAGUGACAUGUUUUCGAUGCGGAAAACCCGGGCACACAUCAAGGGAGUGUACUGAAAGCAAACUUUGCUAUGAUUGUGGGGCAUCAGGUCAUAUACGGUCUGAAUGUCCUAAAAACCAAAAGGGGACCAUAAGCAAUGUUAGAGUUUCAAGUAACGGGUCAGGAAGAGGGGCAGAGAAGAGGAAGGAACUACCUAAGGGACCAGGACGAGCAUACAACAUGACUUUSGAGGAGGCUAGGGAGUCUCCUGACGUCGUAUCGGGUAUGUUUCUUGUAAACAAUGUUUAUGCUCAUGUACGGUUUGAUUUGGGUGCAAAUGGUAGUUUCAUGUCUUCUACUUUCCGCCACUAUUUGAAUAAGGAUGCUAGUAGACUAGGGAAGAGCUAUACUGUAGAAACCGCUGACGGCAGUCAAGUUAAAAUAGAUGAAAUAGUUUAUGGGUGCACGAUCUGUAUAGAUGGUAGAGAAUUGCCUGUUAGGUUAAUGCCUAUGUGUUUAGGAGGUUUUGAUGUGGUUCUAGGAAUGGAUUGGUUAUCCGAAAACCAAGCACAAAUAGUGUGCCACCAAAAGAUGAUCAAAAUUCAAACCCCCGAAGGGCAAACAAUUCAUGUGUAUGGCGAUCGUAGAAAGUGUGGUACGGGGAUCAUCACAACACUAAAAGCGAGAAAGUGCCUUCAAAAAGGGUGCACUGCUUAUCUAGCGUAUACGGUCGAUGCUAAGUUAGAAAAAGGAACGGUACAAGAGGUACCAGUGGUAAACGAGUAUCCAGAAGUUUUCCCGGAUGAACUGCCAGGACUACCACCAGAACGUCAAGUUGAGUUUCGUAUUGACUUAGUGCCAGGUGUGGCUCCUGUUGCAYGAGCACCUUAUCGGUUAGCCCCAACAGAGAUGCAAGAGUUGAUGAAACAACUUCAGGAGUUGUUAGACAAAGGAUGCCCGUUGCCAAGGAUUGAUGACUUAUUUGAUCAGUUACAAGGAGCUAGCCACUUCUCGAAGAUUGAUUUAAGAUCAGCAACAUUCAUGGACCUGAUGAAUAGAGUAUGUAGGCCGUAUCUGGAUAAGUUUGUCAUCGUGUUCAUAGACGACAUUCUUAUUUAUUCGAAAAGCGAAAAAGAACAUGAGAAACAUUUAAGAACUAUUCUGGAACUACUGAUGAGAGAGAAGUUGUACGCCAAAUUCUCGAAAURUGAAUUCUGGUUACGAGAAGUGCAAUUUCUCGGUCAUGUGGUCAACUCGGAAGGAUUUAAAGUGGAUCCGUCAAAGAUAGAGGCCGUCAUGGAUUGGGAGUCGCCAAAAUCUGCAUCCGAAAUCCGAAAUUUCUGGGUCUAG